Molecule: messenger RNA, 1383 nt
Organism: Trematomus bernacchii (emerald rockcod)
Lineage: Eukaryota; Metazoa; Chordata; Actinopteri; Perciformes; Nototheniidae
Gene: gtf2b
Product: general transcription factor IIB
Exons: 7
Coding region: 44-1000 (318 amino acids)
Biological process (GO): transcription preinitiation complex assembly; transcription initiation at RNA polymerase II promoter
Cellular component (GO): transcription preinitiation complex; nucleus
Molecular function (GO): TBP-class protein binding; RNA polymerase II general transcription initiation factor activity
Source: RefSeq, a predicted model, not a curated record
GGCGCAUUCAAUUGUUUGACACAGACAAGCAUUCAGGAGUGACAUGGCGUCGACAAGCCGCGGAGAUGCCCUCGCCCUUCCCAGAGUUCAGUGUCCCAACCACCCUGAUGCCAUCCUGGUGGAGGACUACAGAGCAGGGGACAUGAUCUGCCCCGAAUGUGGCCUUGUAGUAGGUGACCGUGUAAUCGACGUCGGCUCAGAGUGGAGAACCUUCUCCAAUGAGAAAGCUCUCAAAGAUCCCUCCAGAGUGGGAGAUGCUCAGAACCCCCUGCUCAACGGGGGAGACCUCACCACCAUGAUCAGCAAGGGAACCGGCUCCGCUAGUUUCGAUGAGUUCGGUAACUCCAAGUACCAGAACCGGCGGACCAUGAGCAGCUCGGACCGGGCCAUGCUCAACGCCUUCAAAGAGAUCACCACCAUGGCCGACCGCAUCAACCUGCCAAGGAACAUCAUAGACAGAACCAACAACCUGUUCAAGCAGGUCUAUGAACAGAAGAGCCUGAAGGGCCGAGCCAACGAUGCCAUCGCCUCCGCCUGCCUCUACAUCGCCUGCAGACAGGAAGGAGUACCGAGGACGUUCAAAGAGAUCUGCGCCGUCUCCCGGAUCUCCAAGAAGGAGAUCGGCAGAUGCUUCAAGCUGAUCCUGAAGGCGCUGGAGACCAGCGUGGACCUGAUCACCACUGGAGACUUCAUGUCCCGCUUCUGCUCCAACCUGGGCCUGCCCAAACAGGUGCAAAUGGCGGCCACCUACAUCGCCAGGAAGGCGGUGGAGCUGGACUUGGUGCCCGGCAGGAGCCCCAUCUCUGUGGCUGCAGCAGCCAUCUACAUGGCCUCCCAGGCCUCCGCCGAGAAGAAGACCCAGAAAGAAAUCGGGGAUAUUGCCGGCGUUGCAGACGUUACGAUCCGACAGUCAUACCGCCUCAUCUACCCCCGCGCCGCAGAACUCUUCCCUACAGACUUCAAAUUCGACACACCCGUCGACAAGCUGCCCCAACUGUGAAGCCUGCGUGCCCCCCCACACAGCCACGAUAUUUCUCUGCUGUACUUACAGGAUUGUAUUCUUUCUUUAGAAUCGUAUUUGUGUUGGAUUUGGAAGACUUCUUGCCUUUGCCGAGGCGCCCUCACAGGAAUAAAACGGACACAUUCCAGUGCUUAAAAACAAAUGCUUGCAGACUGUAUCAUGUAUAUAUGUCCAAGUGAGAACAUGUAUUUGAUUGCAAUUUUAGGCUGGUUUCAUAUUGUAAACAUAAAACUUUGUUUUUUGUAGAAAAAUGACCUGGUUCUAUUUUGUUAGUUAGAAUUGUUCUAAGUAAUUUAAAAAAUAAAUACAAGAUUUUCAUCAAAGCAUGGAAAUCAGCUCAUUAAACGUUUGUUUACAUGAAA